This is a messenger RNA of Lachnellula hyalina, 1791 nucleotides long. It is a transcript of the gene PDC, whose product is annotated as Pyruvate decarboxylase. Gene Ontology annotation, molecular function: carboxy-lyase activity; thiamine pyrophosphate binding; magnesium ion binding. Lineage: Eukaryota; Fungi; Ascomycota; Leotiomycetes; Helotiales; Lachnaceae. The coding region runs from base 1 to 1791 and encodes 596 amino acids. The record is from RefSeq and is a predicted model, not a curated record. The transcript is spliced from 6 exons.
AUGACGUCAACAAUUUCCAUGGGCCAGUAUCUAUUCAAGAGAGUAGCCGAGCUGGGCAUCGAACAUAUUUUCGGUGUACCGGGUGACUUUAACCUCACUCUCCUGGACGAGCUAUUCAAAGUCCAUGAACUUGACUGGCUGGGAGUAUGCAACGAGCUCAACGGCGCGUAUGCCGCAGACGGCUAUGCGAGAAUCAAAGGCGUGCCAGGUGUCUUGGUGACCACCUAUGCAGUAGGUGAGCUGUCUGCUAUGAAUGGUGUUGCUGGGGCAUAUGCAGAGCACGCGGGUAUGAUUCAUGUAGUUGGCAUGCCUGGAAGAGCAGUUCAAGAAGCAAGACUCAUGCUACAUCAUACCAUGGAACCGGGCAUGGAUCAGACGGUCUACGUAGGCAUGGCGGAGCCUAUACGCAAAACCCACACUAUUCUCACGGAUGAGAAGACUAUGGCUCAGGAAAUCGACCGUGUUAUUGAAGCUGGAGUUAAGAGCAAACUUCCGGUUUACAUCUAUGUUCCCAUGGAUGUAGUUGGUAUUCCGCUAGAUGCGAGUCGCUUGGAGAAGCCUUUAAACACCAAGGUCGUAAACAGCAAUUCGCAGAUGGAAGAUGAGGUGGUGCAGUCUACUUUGGAAUUGAUUAGAAAAUCCUCAAAACCGAGUAUUCUGGCUGAUGUAUUGACGAUUCGACAUGGUGGUCGAGAACUAGCUAGGAGACUUGCGAAUGCGACGCAAUUUCCAACCUACUCGACUCCUCUUUCAAAAGGAGUGUUUGAUGAGACUGACUCGAAGUAUAAUGGAGUUUAUAACGGCGAAGUUUCCUUCCCUGGCUGUGCCGACUCCCUCGAGAGCUCAGAUCUAGUCUUAAACGUUGGAUUCCUCCUAUCAGACUCCAACACUGGUGGUUUCACACGGAAGAUCCCCAACGGAAACUUAGUAUUACUAGGUCACGACUACUGCCAAAUCCACGACAAAAAGUUCGACGGUAUCCAUUUCCUACCAGUGCUAAAGCGCAUCGUAGAAGAAAUCGAGAAAGAUCUAAAACAGUACGGUCUUCCCAAAUCCGACACCCGUGCAAAAGUAGAAACACCAGUCCUAAGCACCUCAACAUCAGGCCCAAUAACGCAAUCCUACAUCUGGCAACGCAUCGGGCGCUUCCUCCUUCCCAACGACAUAAUCCUCACCGAAUCCGGCACCGCGCAAUUUGGGCUAACGGACGCCGUCUUCCCAGCAUCGACGCAACUCAUCACGCAAACAUUCUGGUCGUCCAUCGGCUACACAGUAGGUGCCUGUCUCGGUGCUCUUGUGGCCUCCAAAGAAGCACAAAAACAAAAACAAAAACGCUCUUCCUCUUCAACUUCAACUUCAGACUCCCCCAGCAGCAGAGUCAUACUUAUCGUCGGCGACGGCUCGCUGCAAAUGACAGUUCAGGAAAUAGGCAGCUAUAUCCGCUUCAACUUCACCCCAAUCAUUUUCGUGAUAAACAAUGACGGGUAUGCGAUCGAGCGCGCCAUUCACGGGCCGGGGAUGGGGUAUAACGAUAUCAGCAUGUUGUGGGACCAUCAGGCGAUGUUAGGGUUUCUUGGGGCGAGAGAGGGGACUGGGAUCAAGGGACGCAGUUUUGCUUGCAGGGAUGUGGAGGAGCUGGAGCGGGUGCUGGGGGAGGAGGAGUUUGCGGGGGCGGGGUGUAUACAGAUGUGCGAGAUUUUCAUAGCCAAGUUAGAUUAUCCGUGGCGGCUAUCUGCGCAGAUUGCGGUUUCGAGGCAGAAGAUGGCGCAGGCUAUGGCUUUGCAGGCUUAG